Molecule: messenger RNA, 1830 nt
Organism: Hirsutella rhossiliensis
Lineage: Eukaryota; Fungi; Ascomycota; Sordariomycetes; Hypocreales; Ophiocordycipitaceae
Product: gamma-glutamyltranspeptidase domain-containing protein
Exons: 4
Coding region: 1-1830 (609 amino acids)
Source: RefSeq, a predicted model, not a curated record
AUGCCGCGGCCCAGCUCCCCGUCCCUCCGCCGGGCCCCGUCGCCCCCCCCGUCACCCCUGACGAUCCGCUUCCCGUCGCGGCGCAGCGUCGUGCACAGCACCGACGGCAUCGUCGCCUGCACACAGCCCCUCGCGGCAAAGUGCGGCCUCGAUGUGUUGCGCGCCGGGGGGAACGCCGCUGAUGCAGCCGUCGCGGUUGUCGCCGGUCUCAACAUGACGGAGCCCGGCUCCACAGGCAUCGGCGGCGACAUGUUCGUCCUCUUCUGGGACGCCGCCAGCAAGCAGGUCAAGGCCUUGAACGGCUCGGGCCGCGCCGGGGCCAAGUACACCCUCGACACGAUCCGCCGGGAUCUCGGCAUCCCAGACGGCACUGUCGGCGAGAUCCCCCCCCACAGCGCCCACGCCGUCACCGUCCCCGGCGCCGCGGCUGGCUGGGUCGACACGGUCGAGCUUUUCGGCAGCGGCAAGCUCGACAUGGCCGCCAUCCUGGACCCGGCCAUCCAACUUGGCGAGAGGGGAUUCCCUGUCUCCGAGGUGAUGGGUAACUACUGGACUGCUUCCGAGUCGUUCCUCCGCAAAGCCUCGCCCAACUUUGCCGAGAUGCUCAAAAAGGACCCGGCCGCAGACGACGGCGUCCGCGCACCGCGUGCCGGCGAGGUGAUGAAGAACCCGACGCUGGCUAAGACGUUCCGCACCCUGGCCGCCGAGGGCAAGCGAGGCUUCUAUACAGGCCGCAUCGCCGAGGAGCUCGUCAAGGUGGUGCAGGAUCUCGGCGGCCGCCUGGAGCUCGACGACCUCGCCUACCAUCUCGACACGGGCACCCAGCCGACGGAGCCCAUCUCGCUCAAGUUCCGCGGCCAGGGGCUCGGGGAGGACAAGGGAGUCGAGCUGUGGGAGCACCCGCCCAACGGGCAGGGCAUCGUCGCCCUCAUGGCGUUGGGCAUCAUCCAGGAACUCGAGAAGCAAGGCGCGAUCCCGACCUUUGGGCCCUCUGACUUCAACUCGGCCCCCUACCUCCACGCCAUCAUAGAAGCCCUCCGUCUGGCCUUUGCCGACGGCUACUGGUUCGUGACGGAUCCGGAUGUUGUCGACGUGCCCAGCGCAGGCCUCAUCUCCGAAUCGUACCUCGCCGAGCGCGCCCGCCUCUUCGAACCGUCCCGGACGGCGGCCAAGCUCAGCCACGGCGACCCGCCAGCCUUUACGUCGCCGGCGCUUCGGAGCAGCGAUACCGUCUACUUUUCGGUGACGGAUGCCGCGGGCAACGCCGCGUCCUUCAUCAACUCCAACUACGCCGGCUUCGGCACGGGCAUCAUCCCGCGCGGGUGCGGCUUCACGCUGCAGAACCGCGGCGCAAAUUUCUCCCUCGACAGCCGGCACCCGAACCGGCUCGCGCCUCGCAAGCGGCCCUACCACACCAUCAUUCCCGGAAUGGUGACCAACCUGGCCGACGGGUCGCUGCACUCGACCUUUGGCGUCAUGGGCGGCUUCAUGCAGCCCCAGGGCCAUGUCCAAGUGCUGCUGGGCCAGCUCGUCGGCGGCCUCAACCCGCAGCAGGCGCUUGACGCGCCGAGGGUGUGCAUCGUCGCCGACACACCGGUCGACGGCCUGGGAGGGACCGAGUGGACGGUCAACGUGGAGGAGGGCAUGCCGGAGGCCACCGUCCAAGGGCUCAAGAAACUGGGCCACAAGGUAGUGGUAGUCGACGGUGCGCACAGGGGGCUGUUUGGACGGGGCCAGAUCAUCCGGUACGCCGUCGAUCUGGCAGACGGCACGCCCGUAUGGUCGGCGGGAAGCGACAUGAGAGCUGACGGGGCCGCAUAUCCGGCGUGA